AAACCUCUGGGCCAUCUAUCCCCCCACCUUCUAUAUCAACAAUCCGGCCACCCCCGGCUUCCGAGCUCCUUCUCCGGCUAUUUUUGAGGCAAUAUAUCCUUUUUAUUUGCAUAAUCCGGCCAUCUAUCCCCCAUCCUCCUUAUCAACAAUCCUAUUUGUUUGUCCCACGUUUUCCGACAUCCCGACCUCCAUUUUCAGACGCGGUACUAGAGGCGAACCAGUUUUCCGGCGAACCAGCUUUCCGGCGAACGAAUUUUCCGGCGACCCAGUUUUUCCGGUUUUCCGACUACUCAUUUUUCCGGUGAACCAGUUGUCAGACGAGAUUAAAAUGGCUGCCCUUCACGGCGGAGAUGGUGGCAAUGACCCUCCAAAUUGGGGGUGGAAUCCCGAAUGGGGCUGUAGGCGUACGGGUGGUAUUAGCACAGGGAGAGCUGCCGCUGUUAACAAUGAUCUGGAGCGGGAGUUUCAGAAUUCCGGACGCCGUAUAUCUCUUAUGCUUAAUAACGAUCUUAGUAGGUGGCAGGCCAUCGGGGACCACGCCAAAUGGUACAAGAGCUAUUUGGGGACCUAUGUCGCUACCGUCCCACAUUUUUACGAGUCGUGGGAGCAGGUGCCCCAGCCCAUCAAGGAAGGACUUACUGACUGGCUUCUGAGACGGUUCUACUUGGAACCCUAUCUAGAUCACCCAGAAACUCACCCCUUACGAGAGGCCGUGACUAAGAUGAUUCGUCAAGAUGCCCUGAAGAACUACAGGGACAAAAAAUCAAAAUUUAAGAAGACUUGGUUCACCGACAGGGGUGGGUCACAGAGACUGGCAGAAUUGGAGGGUCAACCGCCGUUUGGAAUGCCUCCAGAGGUUUGGAGUUAUCUACUGGGUUACUGGACCAGCCAGCACCGGAUGAUUGUUGCCCAAAGAAACACGAAUAAUAGGCAUGGACAAGAUAAUCUUGUCAGUACUCACGGUCGGCAGUCAUACGCUCAGCGUGAAUGGCGUUACGCUGAAGAUAAUGAGGGGCGACGUGAGGACCCACCUGAGUUCUAUUUGAGGGCCCACACCAGACGAGAUGGGACGGUGCACGACGCAGCUAUGCCCAUUUAUGACCGGCUUGUUGAUACCCACCAUAGACUUUCCCAAUUGCCUAACACCCCGCCUACGCAGACAUUUGUGGACGCUUUAGGGACCCGAUCGGGACAUACUCGUGCGGUUGGGCGUGUCGUUAGGGGAACACGAGGACUGAAUGUCCCCCUCCCAGUGGAUAUAGAGGAACCUCUCCCAGCCCAGCAGUCGUCGUCCUAUAACGAGAAUGAUAUGUUCGCCCCGAUGAGCCCUUGGAGCCAGGCAUCAAUCCAGGCCAGGCCUAGCACGUCAUCAUCCCAGGCCGGGCCUAGCACGUCAUCAUCCCAGGCUGGGCCUAGCACGUUACUGGCCCACACACAGCGGUUGGGUACUGAUAGUGAUAGUGAUAGUGAUAAUGAUUAGUUUUUAUUUUUUACGAACUUGUUGGUUUAUGUUUGUAUUCAUGGUUUAACUGAAGUUGCGGCGACGUCGCCGCUAAUAGUGCCACGUGGCACCUAGGGAUUCACACCCAGUCUCUGAAUCGCCGCAAAUGGUGCCACGUGGCACCUAGGGACUCACACCCAGUCUCUGGAUAAGGUGCAUCGGAUUCCUAUUUAAACCAUCCGGCCACAUUGCAUGUUCUCUGCACAUUUCUUUCAUUUACCCUAUUUAAACCAUCUGUCGAUCA
Messenger RNA from Erigeron canadensis, 1745 nucleotides. RefSeq lists its product as uncharacterized. The coding region runs from base 329 to 1480 and encodes 383 amino acids. Lineage: Eukaryota; Viridiplantae; Streptophyta; Magnoliopsida; Asterales; Asteraceae. The transcript is spliced from 6 exons. The record is from RefSeq and is a predicted model, not a curated record.